Caenorhabditis elegans is the source of this 384-nucleotide messenger RNA. RefSeq lists its product as uncharacterized. The transcript is spliced from 4 exons. The coding region runs from base 1 to 384 and encodes 127 amino acids. The record is from RefSeq and is marked reviewed. NCBI's taxonomy places the organism in Eukaryota, Metazoa, Nematoda, Chromadorea, Rhabditida, Rhabditidae.
AUGUAUGACGAAAAACCUAAAGAUUACAACGAUCGAAAUAUUCCAGACAAGCUUCUUCCUGCUCCGAUCCCUCCACCUUGGUACGAUGGAAUGGACGCUCUUUAUUUGUUCUGGGAAGGGAUCUCCCGCGAUGUCGUUAGAGCAAUUCUUGGAGUUAAAGACAAAAUCAAUAUCAAAACCACACAGGUGGAAAGAACACGAUGUGCCAACGCGUUGAAGAGCUCUUCGAUGCCUAGAGGAACGUCCACAAUGAGUUUUUUGGAUCCCAUCCAGCUGAAAAACCGUUCAGGAAGAGAAGUACAAGAGGCAAACCGAUUCGCCAGGAGAAAGUUCGUCGAGAGACAAUUAAGUUGCCUCAUAAGUCAAGGAAACAACCUUUACUGA